This is a messenger RNA of Cydia pomonella (codling moth), 5230 nucleotides long. Its product is annotated as serine/threonine-protein kinase ICK. Gene Ontology annotation, biological process: protein phosphorylation; cilium assembly; intraciliary transport. The transcript is spliced from 10 exons. The record is from RefSeq and is a predicted model, not a curated record. Lineage: Eukaryota; Metazoa; Arthropoda; Insecta; Lepidoptera; Tortricidae. Gene Ontology annotation, molecular function: ATP binding; protein serine/threonine kinase activity. The coding region runs from base 1342 to 2673 and encodes 443 amino acids. Gene Ontology annotation, cellular component: cytoplasm; nucleus; cilium.
GGGGCAAAGUUGUUGUUUAACUGCUCGUGCUAAUAUUGAUACCCGAGCAAGCGAAAGAUUCCAAAAUUGAACCACGAGCGUAGCGAGUGGUUCGAGAAGUGGAUUCUUGAGCGUUGCGAGAGUUUCAAGGCACGAAGGUUAAACAAACUUUGCCUCCGAUUGAAAAACGAAAAUUUUCACCACACCAACGCGAGGAAAGUACUAACUAUGAAAUACCAAAAAAAUCAAAAUAAAUCAAAUCCAAAUGCAUGUCAUAAAAAAUUUAUGAAUCAAAAUCAUAAUUUAAAAGCCAAUUCUACCAGCUAACAUAAGAAAACAACUCAAAAUUUGCAUCUGAUAAUUUUACCCCACAUGUGGGUAAAAUACAAUUUUAUCAUUAGUUUUUGAACAAUCAAGAGGGCCUAUAUCAGUUGGUGUGGUGAAAAAUAAAUAUUUUAGGGACAAGCUUACACAGAUCAAACUAAGCGCAUAAUCUUAUAUUAUGAGAUUUAUGAGUACUAGUUGACGAUAUCGAUUUACAUACAUAUUUAUAUGGAUAGAUAAAUAAAUACAUUCAUCAAAUCAAAUAACUCAUAACCAGUAACCCAGUAUUAUUUGAAUAAGUUAGUAAAUUUUUAAUAGCAUUCAAAUCGAUUAAAAUGCAACAAAUGCUUUGUUGAGUUUAAUAAGAGAAAUCAUCAACAAAAUCAUUUAAGUCAGUCGUCACCAACUCACCACAUCAAAACUAUGCUAGUUUUCGUUUCAACAAAAAAAUAUUUAAAAAAUAAAAUAGGUUAAGUGCCCCAACCCAACUUCAAUACCCACUACUUAGGGCACCGACUGUAUUUACUACGAGUAUUUUGAAAAAUGAGUAUUUAUACGGAAAAAAAUAGGUAGAUAGAUAUUGAAAAACAACUUUUUUGAAGUCGGUUGACGACCUGACCUCGCUAGCGCCUCCUAGUGACUUUGUUGGCGAAAUAAUAUGAUGGCCGUUACCAUGGUUACGGAUUAUUAUGGAUGACACAAAUAAAGUCAAUUCACUAUUGUUCGUUGUGACGUGUCGAAAUUAGAUCAAAGUUUAUUUGAGUGUUUUCCUAAUUAAACUACCUUUUAAAGUAGUUCACACACGCAUAAUGGUCCAUUUUGUGUUGUUAGAAAUCACUAUAAAUUAAAUGUAAACAGAACUUAAAGGGAAAACGUAAGAUCGAAGUUAUUAGAUACAUAUUUCAGUGAAGUUUAAGUUCUUCUAUCAGUUUGUCUUAUUUUUAAUAGUUUUUAUACCUACAAUUAAAACUAUGUCAAAAAGAUAAUAGGAAGAAGUUUAGAGGGGCAGGAAUGCACAGUGGUUGAGGUUGGUAAAGAAUGAACCGGUACGUAGUGCUCCAGCAGCUGGGAGACGGCACGUACGGGAACGUCGCGCUCGCUCGACGUCGAGACUCGGGCGAAUAUGUCGCUAUCAAGCGUAUGAAGCGCAAGUACUACUCGUGGGAGGAGGCCAUGGCGUUGCGGGAGGUCAAGGCGCUCAAGAAGCUGUCACACGCCAACAUAGUGAAGCUUCGUGAAGUGAUUCGUGAAGACGACACGCUGUACUUCGUGUUUGAGCAUCUACGAGGGAAUUUGUAUCAGUUGCUUCGCGAGCAACCGCCUCGCGAGCCCGCCCUACGAAAUGUCCUUUUACAGGUACUCCGUGGUCUAGCACACAUGCACCGCCACGGCUUCUUCCACCGCGACCUGAAGCCGGAGAACUUGCUCUGCAGCGGCCCCGAACUGGUGAAGAUCGCAGACCUAGGGCUGGCGCGGGAGGUGCGCUCCCGUCCGCCGUAUACGCAGUACGUUUCCACGAGAUGGUACCGCGCGCCUGAGGUGCUACUGCGAGAUCCGGCGUACGGCGCCCCCGUGGAUCUCUGGGCCGUGGGUUGUAUAGCAGCGGAGCUGCAUACAGCACGUCCACUUUUUCCUGGAGCGUCGGAGAUCGACCAGUUGUACAAAAUCGCGGGCGUCCUAGGCGCGCCGACGCGCGCGUCGUGGCCGGAAGGGCUGGCGCUGGCGGAGGCGCUCCGCUUCCGCUUCCCGCAGACCGCUCCCGUGCCGCUGUCGCGGGUCGUGCCCGGCGCCGCGCCGCCCGCGCUCGCGCUGCUGGCUGCGUUGCUCCGCUACCCGCCCCGCGAGCGGCCAACGGCGCAACAGGCGUUACGGUUUCCUUAUUUCGCGGUAGGAACUGAACUUGGCGUACCGCCGCCACUGUCUCGCGCAAGAAGGAGUAGUGUGCGCGUGGAGAUGGAGCCGUCGCCCGCGCCCGCUGCCGCGCCCGCUCCCGCCCUUGCGCCCGCGCCUGCGCUACCCGCUCUGCCGCCGCUGCGGGACCAUUUUGCCGAUAUUUUAGGAGGCGAAGUGGUACACGAGACACGCCCAGAAGAGUCGCUCCGGCGCGGCGACACGGGUACGCGCGGGCGCAGCGUGCUGGCGCCGCCGCUGGCGCCCGGGCGCAGCGUCCUGGCGCCGCCGCUGGCGCCCGCGCCGGCGCCGCGCGCGCUGGGCGCCGCGGCCGCGUACCUCGGCGCCGCGCGGUACGUGGCCGGCGCCAGGAUUGACACGUCGCUGUUCCAUCCGCUCGCUAUGCGUUCACACCACGAAACAGCGACAGUGGGUAGCGGCGCGCCGCGCGUGGACUGGGCCGCCAAGUACCUGCGCUGACCCCCGCCUCGACCCCCAACACCGACGUAUACUAUUUAACCCUUUGACUGCCAUUGGCGUCCACAGACGAAGAACCCGCCCGUUGUAACGGGCGGCGAAAACAAACCGCCAUAAAUCCCCCAAAAGGAUGGCAAGGCCACUCACUAGGAGUUGUGAAAGAAGAUACACGAGUGACGUCCACAGACGCGCACGGCUACCUACAGAUAUUAACAAUUUGGACGCCACGUCUAUCUUGUACGGGGCGCGUCAUCGUUAGGGUUGCCAUAAUUAUUUGGAACACGGGACAAAGAGGGUUGUUUCCAAUUUUUUGAAAUGCUUGAAAUACGUUCUAUAUUAACCAAACGUUGCCCUAAAAUUCAACUUUUACCCUAAAACGGCUUUAAAUAUGUUAAAUUAACAAAAUAUAUUUUGACACAUGCUUUCGCGCCUAAAACGAACGUGACUUCACAGUUUACGGUUUGACACAUAACUAUUAGUUCUCAGUACAAAAUUUGAUACUCAAGCCGUAGCCAUUUAGGUGGUGGGCAAGCUGUGUAUGUGUGAGUUUUAAACCAACUAAUAAAAUAUUAUAUCAUGAGUAUUCAUUAUCCAUUAGCAUUUCUAUGAUGUUAAUUUUUAGUGAAGAUAUCGAAGCUUCAAUUAAUUGCCCACCACCAAAAUAGCUAAAUAUUUACAAAAAUAUGCUCAUUAGAGGUCCACUAAAGGUAGUUUAACAUAUUCUUAUAAUCCAUAAGAAUUUUGGGAUACAAUUCUGCCCUAAGAUUUGUAGAUGGAAACAACCCUAUUAGGGUAGUAAUGGCGUUAACUGUUAUAGUGCCUUUCAUUACUUACAUAGGUAAACAAACUGGUUACACAGAGAUGAUUGUGACCAUUUCUCUAGGCAUUCUACAGCGGUAUCGAUUUACGGGACAGGUACAAAUACGGGACGCGAUCCUUCAAUACGGUGACAGUCCCGUAUAUACGGGAUGUAUGGCAGGCAACCCUAGUCAUCGUGAACCUUGUCGGGACGCCCGAAGGUUUAUUUUGUGCUUUGGCCGCUCGUCAGUUGACGUCUUUCGCGGAGACAUGGUUAGGUAUCUUCGUGCAUUCCGAUAUGGUUCAUUACGAUGGCGCGUUGUAAAUAUAUAAUAGGCACGGCGAUCAAAGGGUUAAGUGCUGGCGACCGACCGACAGUUAAACUUCUACCUUACAGAAAAACCACAGCCAAAUAACACUAGACUCUACUCAUAGUGUUGUGUUCCUGCCGGUGAGUAAGGUUGCCAGAGCUCAACGAGGGGAGGGAGGGUUGUUAGGGUCGGCAACGCGCGUGUAACUCCUCUGGACUUACGCCUGCACAUAGGCUACGAAGACUGCUUACAAUCAGGCCACCGUAUGCUUGUUUGCCACCGACGUAGUAUUAAAAAAAAACUUACCUUGACCUUGAGAGACUAUACAAUUUGGUUGCCAACCACCUCUACGGUCGGAACCUACCAAGGUCGUAGUGGUUGGAAGCCUCGUUGUCGUUGGUUGUGUGGUUGGUUGGUUGGUACUGUGGCUACAAAAAUUUCUUUAACAAUACACCUCUAUUUCAAAUUCUCUUUGCUACAACUAUGUAAUAUGAGACUCUUUGGGGUAAGAAAGGUCCCCAGAGCGCCAGAGAGAGAUUAUUAAUAUACAUGGUACAGUCAGCGUCAAAUACUUUGUAGCAACCAAAGUAGCCAAAUAGUUCGGUACACCAUAUAUUUAGUAUGGUGUACCGAACUAUUUGGCCACUUUGACUGCUACCAAGUAUUUGACGUUGACUGUACAGACGACCUACAUUAGUCCCUGUCCUAGUACGAGUAAGUAAUAACUUUGCUGGAAAGAGAAUACUCGAGGAUAAUUUUUGUGAGCGUUAGGAUGGCGGGUGGAUUUUAGAAAAAGUAUGUAGACAAAAUCGAGUGAGUAGGUAGGUAGAAGUGUUACGGUAUUAGAACCACUUUUAACCCUUAAAUGUAUGGUGUAGCUACUCUGAUCCUAGAUAUUUUUUUGUAAAUGGAAGGUAACCGUAUCUUUUAAGUUUUUUUUGAGAAGGAUGUCUUUAGUGCACUGAUUUGGUUAUAUAUACAAAAAAAAACCAAGUGAGACUUUACGGCUUAUAAUAGGAGGUAUUACUGCAAUGUUCUGCCGCCAGAGCGCAGCACUGGCACAUAUUGUAAACCAUAGGCUAACUAAUACAUACUUUGCCUUAAACAGUUUUUUGAGAAGUCUUCACUAUGACAUUGAGGCGUCAAGGCGGUUUGUUUAUGUUUACAGAGGGCCUCCGCGAAACACGAAAAUCAAAAUUUCUUUAUCUGCCUCUAUCUCUCGAAUAUGCAAGAGUGAUAGAGAAGCAGGUAACAGAAUUUCGAUUUCGUAUUUCGCGGUAGGCCGUGUAUGUGCUAGUAACGCCCUCUAUGCAGUUUUGCGUAAUAUUCACUAUUGUCAUGCAUUGUAACUAUUAAAAGGAUUAAAAAAAUAAUCACAGAAUUGGUGUGUAGUUCUAUAGGCUGACUGACAUCACUGUUAAGGAUAAAUUUAAUAAAAUAUUUGUUGAAAA